Molecule: messenger RNA, 2142 nt
Organism: Lucilia sericata (common green bottle fly)
Lineage: Eukaryota; Metazoa; Arthropoda; Insecta; Diptera; Calliphoridae
Product: segmentation polarity homeobox protein engrailed
Exons: 3
Coding region: 41-1852 (603 amino acids)
Biological process (GO): neuron differentiation; multicellular organism development; regulation of transcription by RNA polymerase II
Cellular component (GO): nucleus
Molecular function (GO): RNA polymerase II cis-regulatory region sequence-specific DNA binding; DNA-binding transcription factor activity, RNA polymerase II-specific
Source: RefSeq, a predicted model, not a curated record
GUUAAAAAAAAAACUUACAUAUUGUUGCUAAAACCCACUCAUGGCCUUAGAGGAUCGUUGUAGCCCCCAAACAGCUCCAUCACCACCAGCAGCAGCAGUAGCAGGCAUACCUCAAACUCCCUUACAACAAACACAUUUUCUUAAUUCCUCAGCUGCGGCGGCUCUUUUGGAUAUGAGUUUAAGUCAAACGGAAUCAGCAGUUACUGCCGCUCCCAAUAUGUUGCCCCAUACAGUGGCCUCUCUGUAUCAGCAACAGCAAUUGCAACACUUACAGCAAUUGCAUCAUUUACAACAGUUACAUCAACAGCAAUUGGCUGCCGGUGUUUUCCAACAUCCCGGCUAUGAUUUAUCAUCACAGGCACGUUUAAGUGUUUCACCCGGAGCCCAUUCUACCUCCUCUACACCAGCCUCUACCAUGACCAUUAAGGAAGAAGAAAGUGAUUCGAUUAUGGGUGAUAGUUUUAAUGGGGAUCAUGAUCAUUCCGGUUUACAUGGCAGUAAUGUUACCGAAGAUGAGGAUGAGGAAGAGGCUGAUAUUGAUGUUGAUGUAGAUGAGGAUGAUAAUGAUGAGUUACAUCGUACACCGCCGCCGGCUCAUCAGCAAUCGAGUAAACCCACCUUGGCCUUUAGCAUUUCGAAUAUCUUAAGUGAUCGCAUAGGCCAACAGCAGCAACAGCAACAACAACAACAACAGCUACAAACUAAAGAAGAAGAAUUGAGUGGUAAACAUAGUGCUUAUAGCCAGCAUAAUUCUAGCAUAUUUCGUCCUUUCCAUGAAAGUAGAGCCGCCACUGCCACUCCCUCCGCCUUUACCCGUGUUGAUUUAUUAGAAUUGAGUAGACAACAACAGGCGGCAGCGGCUGCUGCUACCGCCGCCAUGAUGUUAGAAAGAGCCAAUAUAUUAAACUGUUUCAAUCCGGCGGCUUAUCCUCGUAUACAUGAGGAAAUCUUACAAAGUCGUAUGCGUAGAACUGGUAUUUUAGCGGCUCCCAAUAUGCCAACACCAGCUCAAACGCCUGUGCAUUUGCAGCACACUAAAACCAUGGAACCUCUACUUACCUCCCCUGCACUGUCCUCAUCCUCCGCCUCUUCACAGUCAGCCUUGGGCUCUUUGUGCAAAACCGUCUCCCAAAUAGGACAAACUACACCACCAGCGGCUAGUACACCCUCCUGUUCCUCCUCAGUUGCCAGUUUAUCUUCGCCACCACCCUCUUUAAGCAACAAUAACAACAACAAUACCUCCGUUUCAUCAGCUUCCUCCUCAAACUCUUCGUCCUGUGGUGCUUCUUCCUCGAGUUCAUCCUUGAAUUCCUCACCCACCAGCCGUAAAAAUAACAGCCCUCAACCCAUACCACCACCGUCGGCUAUUAGCCGUGACUCGGGCAUGGAAAGUUCUGAUGAUACAAAAUCGGAAACUGGUUCCACCACCAAUUCGGAAACGGGCAAAAAUGAAAUGUGGCCCGCUUGGGUGUUCUGCACGCGUUACAGUGAUCGUCCCAGUUCGGGACCUCGUUAUAGACGUCCCAAAUUGCCUAAAGAUAAAACUACCGAUGAAAAAAGACCACGUACAGCAUUUUCCAGUGAACAAUUGGUUAGACUAAAACGUGAGUUUAAUGAAAAUCGUUAUUUAACCGAAAGAAGACGCCAACAAUUGAGUUCAGAAUUGGGUUUAAAUGAGGCUCAAAUCAAAAUUUGGUUUCAAAAUAAACGCGCCAAAAUUAAGAAAUCUUCUGGUUCGAAAAAUCCUUUGGCUUUGCAAUUAAUGGCCCAGGGUUUGUAUAAUCAUACCACGGUACCUCUAACCAAAGAGGAAGAAGAAUUGGAAAUGCGCAUGAAUGGUCAAAUACCUUAAAUAGCCAAAUAUUAAAUUCUCUCGAAAAAAAACCCCAACUCUCAAAUUAGUGCAAUAUUUUGUAAAAAUUGUAAAAAAAAUUUUUUCCGCUAAUUAAUUUAUUUUAUUGUAAUUAAAACUUUAUUAUUGUGAUAUUAUUGUAAAAAAAAGAAAAAAAAAAUACUUAAAAAAAUUUAAAAGUUUCCUAAAUAUUGUAUAUAAAAAUUAUUAUAAUUAAAAAAAAAUCUCUUGUAAAUGUUUCUCAAUUUCUUAAAAUACUUAUUUAUUAACCCUUUAAGAGCAUCUGAUAA